This is a messenger RNA of Vitrella brassicaformis, 6226 nucleotides long. NCBI's taxonomy places the organism in Eukaryota, Vitrellaceae. The record is from the annotation of a GenBank genome assembly.
GUGUGUAUGUGCUGCAUGAAUGACUGGUAGAACCAUCACAGAUCCAUCCAUCCAUCCAUUUUGAUUGAUGCAACCAAACCCAUGCUCUAUCACUCAGCCAACCCCCCAGUGCACUGCACCCAUACAGACAGAUAUGUACAUUCCCCCAGUUCGUUCGUAAGCGACCGCCAUACAGAGACGCAGGGAGGUAGACACGAGGCCCACGCGACCCAGCACAACACGACUCACACGCGGGGAGCUAGACGGACAGACAGACAGUGAGACAGACAUGGGAGCAAAGGGGAGUCAGCGGCGGGGAGAGUGGUAUGUUUGUCGGCAGGCACAUCAAUUAAUGUGUUGCUGACGGCAAGUGCGUACGACGCGAGCAGACAGAGACAGAGAGCGAGAGAAUCGGCCAGCCAUUCCGUCCGCUCGGUCGAGAUGGCCUUACACCCAUCCCAUACACACAUAAGCACACAGGGGUUAUGCAUCCCCGUGCAAAUAUAGCCAUCAAAACGUGUGCAUGUCCCUCCCUCCCUCCCUCCCUCCCUCCCUCCGUCCUCCUCUCCUGUGUGGCUAUCUCCCUCCGUCUGUGAGAGCUUUCACCCGACCUCAUUGUCAGCCGUCUCAUUUGAUGGUCGCCGAGCCAGCCAGCGAUGGUCGAUGAUACGACUGAUUGCGAUUCAUGAAGCCCUCUCUCCCCCCCGCCCCGCCCCGCCCCGCCCCUACACAGCCUGUGUCGGCGCUCCCUCCGCUCAACACAAGACAACACACACCAAAAACACACACGGGCACCCGACACAUGUGCUUUCUGUACACCCUCAUCUCAUCAGACGUGCAAUUCCAUGCAUCAGACGCCUACACACCCUGUCUGUCUGUCUGUCUACGACACCUUAGCGCCCUCCCUCUCCCUCUCCCUCUGUCUCGCCCUGCCCCUUCCCCUCUCCCUCUCCCUCUCAUCAGCAGUCUUUCCGUCAUCACUCCCCUGCACCUGUUGCUGCAGCGCCGCCACGUCACCACCCUCGCUCUCUCUCCCGCCUGUUCGCCUCAGCCGCCCCACCGUCCGCCGCAUCACGCGAGACGUCAGCUUGGAGGCAAACUGCCCCGCCAUGUUGGGCACUCCGGGCGACACCGCACUCAUCGCCGCCUGCACACACACAUGCAAGGGAUGGAGGGAGGGAUGGAUGGAUGGAUGGGUGCCUGGGGGGGUGGAAGGACGUGCCUGCAUCCGUAGAAGGGCUUCGAGGCGCACGAAUCGUCUCAUGAGGUUCCGCCUGGUCCGCUCGUCGACCUGUGGGGAUGUGUUGGGCUGCAGGAUGGUCAGCAGCACCUCCCGGGCAGAGAGCAACGCCCGCAGGUCGUCCUCAUCAAGACUGCCGCACACACAUACACACACACACACAGAGAGAGAGAGAGAGAGUGUGGUGUGUGUGUGUGUGUGAUGUGUGGGCGCGUACGUGGUCAUCUGCUCGACUCUGCUGGACAACGCGUUGACAACGCCGAUCGGUGCAGUGACGGGCAGCAAAGGCAGCAGGAUCAGAUUGGCCAGCCAGCUGCGCUUAUCUGACCAAAUCGACACACACACACAAUACACAGACCACACACACGUGCACACGACCUCUCUCUCUGUGUGUGUGUGUGUGUGUGCGUGUGUGUGUGUUGGCACCUGAAAAGGGUGCCGGGAAGAGCCCCGUGAUCAUCCUCACUGCCCUUGCAGGCACUGCCGUCACGGUGCGGGCCAAUGCGUCGGUCAGCCGGACCAUCUCGUCCACUAUCAACUCCUGCAGGGCAGGUGCCAUGCCAACCCACGUCUCGUCUCUCUGUCUCUCUGUCUGUCCGCGACGUACCUGCAUGUAGUUGCCCUCCGGUGCAAAGACGAGCUUGAGCAUCUCCUCCGCCUGUUUGGUCAGCCCCCCUCUCCUCGGUCUCCUCCUGCCCGCCAUGGCCCUUGUGGCGCUGACGGUGGUGGUGUUGCCUUUGCCGGCCGCUGUGAGUGUGUCGUUGUUGGAGUGCUCGGAGGGGUAGUAGUGCAUAAUGGGUGUGAUCUUCUUGCGCUGAAUCGCAAACCUGCCAAAGACACACAUGAAGCGGUGGGUUGGAGGGAGGGGGAGGGGGAGCGGUGGUGGGGGGCUAACCCCUGUUCGUCGACAUGGAUGUGGUCUGCUGCGUCAGCAUCGUCCUCUUCCUGGUCUUCGGGCGGUGGUGGUGGGUCGCCCUCCUCGAUGGCCUUGCUCUUCCGCAGCACCUCGAUCGGCCUUUCAUUCCUCUAUUUCAACACACACACCACACAAAGGUGGAUGGCUCGUGAGGUAGGUGUGGGUGUGACUGUGAGUGUGGCGCUACUCACCUUUUGCCCCCUCCUGUUUGCGGCCGCCCUGCCCCCCUCUCCGCUUGGUGCUGACUCUGCCGCCGCCAUAUCCCGCUCAAGCCCCGUCACAUCAAGCGUGAAAGACGUGUACCCGUCAAUCAACUUCUGCACACGGUCCGCCUGCACGCACCGACACAGAAGAGAUAGAUGCACUACUAUCUCUCUCUCUCUUAUUGGAGGCUCACCCACCCGGAGCACGCCGUCGGUGCCGUAGAGGAAGGAGCGCAGCGCCUCCCGCACUCGGACGGUGUUGUCGCUGAGGAGUCUUUUGGCGAGGUAGGGCAUGCACUCCUCGGUGAUCUGGAAGGUGUCGUCCACCGUCAGACCCAGACCCUCAAGCGUACCAAACGCCCUGCAGACAGGUAUACGUGUGUGUGGAGAGGGAGAGGGAGCGAGGGAGAGGGAGAUGGCUUUGACGCAUUCUGGGUAUGGGGUUGUGGGAUGUGUGUGGCCCACCUGAGAAUGAGGCCAAAGUAGUCAGGCACCCUCAUAGUGUAUUGCUUGGUGAGCUGCUCGAGCUCCCGGCCCAUGCUCUCGAUGUUCAUCGACUCGGUGCCGCCCUACACACACACGCACACACAAACACACACAAACACACACAAACACACACAAACACACACAGAGAGAGAGAGAGAGAGGGACAGACGCCGGCCUGUUGUGACAUGGGGCCUGCUUCUCUGCUGAGGUGACGGGCUCACUUCGUGGAAAGUCUCGACGAGGUGGCUGACCAGCGGCAGGACGUCGUCUCUCAUCUGCGGGUCUUCAUAGACCUAUGUCGACAGACACACACCACACAGGGGAAGGCGUCUCAAGCGGGCAGGUAGGGAGACUUUGGUGUGUCUGUCUGGCAUAGCUGCGGACCUCCUUUGGAAUGAACCCCAGUCUGCAGAGGUCCCCCAGGGUGGCAUUGUAGUCCUUGGCGGACAGAUGCGCAACGUACUCGACUACAGACACAAUGGGAGAAUAUGGGGUGUGUGUGUGCCGUCUAGUCUAUCUAUCUCUCUCACCCCACCCAGUGCGAGCCUUUGGUCCUCCUCGAUCUCCGUGACCAGGCCAAAGUCCAGCAUGCACAAGCGGCCGUCCGGCGUCCGCAAGAAGUUGCCCGGGUGCUUCCAGAAUAUGUCAGAGAAUGACACACACACGGGAAGGGUGUGUCAGCCUCUCACUCAGUCACUCCUUCAUUUGCUCACCGGGUCGGCGUGCAGGAAACCGGUCUCCAGGAGCUGCACGAGAUAGCAGUUGACCAAAGCCUUGACCAGCAACAUCCUGCAGCCAUCCAUCCAUCCAUCCAGGACACGACUCGUUCUUCUCACUGGACAUGCCCUCUCUCUCUCUCUCUCUGUCUGUGUGUGUGUGUGCGUGUGUGUGUAUGUGUGUGGCUGGGGGGAGGUGAGCGGAACUGACGAUGAGGCUCGCUUCUGCGGGUCUUUGGCCUCCUCCUUCAGGUCGCUGAACUUGCUGCCUGAACACCAAAGCGCACACCCAUCACAUGUGGGGGGGCUCAUGCCAGAGGUUUGUGUGUGUGUAUGUGUGUGUGUGUGUGAGAGAGAGUAUACCGUCGAUCCACUCUGAGACAAGGACGUGCUGAGUGGCAUUAUACACCUCCGGCACCACUAUUGACCCUCCCAGCAGCGCGUUCCCCUGCACGAACGACCGAAACCUCUCCUGGUUGGCCGCCUCGCGCUUGUAGUCGAGCUCGUCGAUGAACCGCUUCCCGGCGUUGUCCACCACCCCGAUAAUGGACCCCGCUUUCUUCUUGAGGCCGGGGACGAUCCGCAUCGUCACCUCCAAACCCUUCACACAUUCACAUUCCCCCGCCCCGCACACACACAGAUGGAUGGAUCUGCCUGGCCUGGGUGUGCAGACGCGCGCACCGCACCCUUCGUAUGACGAAAAGGUCGAGGGAGCACCGGCUGAGCAGGUCCGGCCGCUGGACCUUGACGGCCACUUGCUUGGUCCUGCCGUUGGGCAGCCGCCACUCGGCCUUGUAAACCUGACCCAAUGACGCCGCUGCCACGGGAGCCCUGCACACACACGCACACCAAACCCGCACAUGUGCGCGUGGUGCCCCGACAGACAGACAGACAGACAGACAUGCAUCUGUUCGUGUGUGGGGGGUUGGGCAGCUGCUGACCUGAAUGCCUUUCUGUCGGUGAAGAACUGCUCUAUGGGGCCGCCGAGGUUCUUCUCCAAGAUGGCGAUGGCCAAAUCUGCGCAGAGAGAGAGAUGCACACACACGGAAGCGUGUGUGGAUGUGUGUGUCGUGGCUGUGUGUGUGUGUGUGUGGUUGCCUGAGGGGAACGGCCUGACUCGGUCCUGGAACUGCUGAAACUCAUUGACAUAGAGGGAGGGCAGGAUGUCGGGACGCACUGAUAGACCUGCACACACGCAAUCCACAGACACACACACACACAUGAGGGUGGGGUGUCUGCGCGUCACGUUGGUAUGAGCUUGGUCAGUUGCUCUUCGUUCGACCCUGUGCGACUUUGAUGAAGGCUGGACCGAGGUCAGCCACCAUUUCCCUCAGCUGCACGGCGCGCAUCGCCAUGUUGUCAUCCCACCUCUUGGACGAUAUGUCCUACACACAUCCAUCCAUCCAUCCAUCCAUCCAUCCAGAUGUAUCCCCCGCACGGGGUACCUGCUGGAGCUGCCACACAAAUCUCAUGGACUUGCCGCCCACCGACAUGACGCGGCUCGCCACCAUGCGCGGCUUGCGAGAGUAGUGCGCCCGAAGCGCACCCACCUGCACACGACAGACGGCAGACACACACAGACAGACAUCGUGAGGCACUAACUAUUGCGUAUGCGUGUGUGGGGGUAUUCCCUCCCUGCGCACGUCAUAUUUGCGUGGCAGGUUAGGGUCGUCUCCCUCCCUCAGCCACCGACGGACGCUCUCGGCGUCGAAGCCGUUCGGACCACCGACGCCAGUACUGCUGCUGCUGGUGUUGCCGUAGCCAUUGCCAUUAGAGAUCUGUCUGCUGCUCAGUGACGUCACAUUCGCGGCGAGCGGGUCAUAGGAAGGGCCUAGACACAGCACACACACACACAGGGAAGGAAGCGUGUGUCUGUGUGUGUGGUUUGGUGUGUUCCGCUGACACAACGGACCUGUGCGUGUGCCUGGGUGCUGGUGUAGGUCGAUCAUGUCUUGGUCUUGGUGUGUGGGGCCGUAGAGCCCCGCUGACGGGGUGUGUGUGCGGCUCAUCUCGUUGAUGACGUACGCUAUGGCCACCAAACCCAACACACUCGCACCUAAACACACACACACACACAAAGAGAGAGAGAGAGAGAAAUAUCAACGUGCGAAGCGAGGCGUGUGUCUGUGUCUGUCUGUCCGGCUCAGCGCACCUCCGCCGCCCUUUGUAGCGAUUUGCUUCAUGACGUUGGUGACCGUCAUGAAGUCCACCAUCAGCGUGGAGGCAUGGUCCACAGGAAACGCCCCCCGAUACGUCUUUGGGUGUGGCCGGCGGGACUGGAAUGUCGACCAAGGCGGGAAGGGCUGACGACUCCGCCGCACAUCCACGUCAACACAGGGCGGAAUGAGAAAACACGACGCCCGCGCGAUGAUGCCAACGCACACGCACACGAGCACGAGCGGCACACACGGACAUGGCCGCCUCCUCCUUCUCCUUCGAGCUGGUGGAUAAGAAGAAGUUGCCGAUGACGACGAGCAAGCCCGCCUCUGCUGGUGCUGCUCCUGGUGUUGGUGCUGUGUUAUUGGUGGCCGCACACAUGCCCUGCUGCUGACAGCCGUGGCGGUGUAGGUGUAGGUGUGUGCGCCAUGAUCCACUGUGCCCAUGAGAUUUGUAUGAUGUGGAGAUGCGGGCCGGUCAGAGAUGAAGAUGAAGAUCUCACAAACAGCGGCGCUGACGCUGCUUCUAC